AUGGCGGACGUGACUAGGGAUCCACGAACGAAGGACCUUGGAUCUGUAUCCAUCCAAUGUCUGAUGUUGACAUCGACGAACUACACAGUUUGGUCGAUGAGGAUAAAUGUUCUACUUCGUGUUCAUGAAGUGUUGGACACAAUUGAACCCGAUUCAGAUGAUCAAAAGAAGAACGAUGUGGGAGAAAAGACCGCAUCAAAAGAGAUCUGGAACAUCAUCAAGUCGCGACACCUAGGAGCUGAUCGUGUAAGGGAGGCGAGACUUCAGACGUUGAUGAUGGAGUUUGAUAGGUUGAAGAUGGAUAAUAACGAUACAGUCGAUGACUUUGCGGGGAAGAUAUCGGGCCUAUCAUCCAAAGCAACCUCGUUGGGAGAGAACAUAGAAGAAUCCAAGAUGGUUAAGAAGUUCUUGAAGGGUAUUCCGAGAGACAAGUAUAUCUAG
Molecule: messenger RNA, 441 nt
Organism: Brassica napus (rape)
Lineage: Eukaryota; Viridiplantae; Streptophyta; Magnoliopsida; Brassicales; Brassicaceae
Exons: 2
Coding region: 1-441 (146 amino acids)
Source: RefSeq, a predicted model, not a curated record